This is a messenger RNA of Hippopotamus amphibius kiboko, 2780 nucleotides long. It is a transcript of the gene NR5A1, whose product is annotated as nuclear receptor subfamily 5 group A member 1. The coding region runs from base 1 to 1386 and encodes 461 amino acids. The transcript has 6 exons. Lineage: Eukaryota; Metazoa; Chordata; Mammalia; Artiodactyla; Hippopotamidae. The record is from RefSeq and is a predicted model, not a curated record. Gene Ontology annotation, molecular function: RNA polymerase II cis-regulatory region sequence-specific DNA binding; nuclear receptor activity; zinc ion binding. Gene Ontology annotation, biological process: regulation of transcription by RNA polymerase II; tissue development; hormone-mediated signaling pathway. Gene Ontology annotation, cellular component: RNA polymerase II transcription regulator complex.
AUGGACUAUUCGUACGACGAGGACCUGGACGAGCUGUGCCCCGUCUGUGGGGACAAGGUGUCCGGCUACCACUACGGGCUGCUCACAUGCGAGAGCUGCAAGGGCUUCUUCAAGCGCACGGUGCAGAACAACAAGCACUACACGUGCACCGAGAGCCAGAGCUGCAAGAUAGACAAGACGCAGCGCAAGCGCUGUCCCUUCUGCCGCUUCCAGAAGUGCCUGACGGUGGGGAUGCGCCUGGAAGCCGUGCGCGCUGACCGCAUGCGGGGCGGCCGGAACAAGUUUGGGCCCAUGUACAAGCGGGACCGGGCCCUGAAGCAGCAGAAGAAGGCACAGAUUCGAGCCAAUGGCUUCAAGCUGGAGACAGGCCCCCCAAUGGGGGUGCCCCCCCCACCCCCUCCCCCACCGGACUACAUGCUGCCCCCUGGCCUGCAUGCACCUGAGCCCAAGGGCCUGGCCUCUGGUCCACCUGCUGGGCCACUGGGCGACUUUGGGGCCCCAGCGUUGCCUAUGGCUGUGCCCAGCGCCCAUGGGCCACUGGCUGGCUACCUCUAUCCUGCCUUCCCUGGCCGCGCCAUCAAGUCCGAGUACCCAGAGCCCUAUGCCAGCCCCCCACAGCCCGGGCCACCCUAUGGCUACCCAGAGCCCUUCUCCGGAGGGCCUGGUGUGCCCGAGCUCAUCCUGCAGCUGCUGCAGCUGGAACCAGAUGAGGACCAGGUACGGGCGCGCAUCGUGGGCUGCCUGCAGGAACCGGCCAAAGGCCGCCCCGACCAGCCUGCACCCUUCAGCCUCCUGUGCAGGAUGGCUGACCAGACCUUCAUCUCCAUCGUGGACUGGGCACGCAGGUGCAUGGUCUUCAAGGAGCUGGAGGUGGCCGACCAGAUGACGCUGCUGCAGAACUGCUGGAGCGAGCUGCUGGUGUUUGACCACAUCUACCGUCAGAUCCAACAUGGCAAGGAGGGUAGCAUCCUGCUGGUCACCGGGCAGGAGGUGGAGCUGACCACGGUGGCUGCCCAGGCAGGCUCCCUGCUGCACAGCCUGGUACUUCGGGCCCAGGAGCUGGUGCUACAGCUGCACGCGCUGCAGCUGGACCGCCAAGAGUUCGUCUGCCUCAAGUUCCUCAUCCUCUUCAGCCUCGAUGUGAAGUUCCUGAAUAACCACAGCCUGGUGAAGGAUGCGCAGGAGAAGGCCAACGCCGCCCUGCUCGAUUAUACCCUGUGCCACUACCCGCACUGCGGGGACAAGUUCCAGCAGCUGCUGCUGUGCCUGGUGGAGGUGCGGGCGCUCAGCAUGCAGGCCAAGGAAUACCUGUACCACAAGCACCUGGGCAACGAGAUGCCGCGAAACAACCUGCUCAUCGAGAUGCUGCAGGCCAAGCAGACUUGAGCUUGGGCCCGUGUGGGGGCGGGGGAGCCAGGCCGGGGCCAGGGCCGGGGGCCGCAGCAUCCCCGCGGCCUCCAGAUGGUUUAUUUUGUUAUGCUGGCCCAGGAUCCCACCACGUAGGCCCCACCCCUGAGCUCUCGGAAGCCCUGUGUUCGGGAAGGUGGCUGAAGGCGGGCAGGGCCUGGCUGAGGUGGGGUGGUCCCCACUAACCACUGGCACUUGCCUGCCACUCUGAAUGCCCCCAAGGAGGUGGCUGCUAACCACUCCCUCCCUCCCCCUGCUCCCAGCUGUCCGUCCUGGAGUCUGGCGCACAGGCCCAGGGAGGAGGUUUGGAUUCCCUGGUGGGCCUCCGUGUCCGUUGAGUCGGAGGUCAUCUUUUUCCCCCCUCUCGUGGAAACAGAGCCAGAGACAGGCUGAGCGGACAUCAACCAGGGGAGAGGAGAGGGUCUCCAGCACUCCCUCACAGAGACCAGGACAGAAGCCCUUGGUUUUGUAAACUAGGGAUAACAGAGUUUGCAAAAUUAGGCAAGGGACUGCUGGGCCCUAGAGGACACUGGGAGACUGCUUAGGACAAAAAGACCUCCUCCCUAAACCUUCUAUCCCAUCUGACAUCUGCAGGGGAGAUCUUUGACAUGUUAUGUGAAAAGAAUUUUGCUACAAUCAUCUUUCUCACCCUCUCCCCCCAGCGGAGCAGUUCGGCACAUCAACGUUCUCGCCCCGCCCACGGUUGGCCCUCCAGGCUGGUAUUUAUCUGCAAGGCUGUAGUCGCGAAGCCUUUUGUUUGUUUGUUUUUGUUUUAUUUGUUUUUGAAUUUAUAUACUCCUUGAAAGGUGUGUGUGCGGAAGGACAGGGGACAGAUUUGAGGACCAAGGCUGGGAUUUGGGCAUUAGCACCAAGUACAGCCCAUGGUCUCCCCCCAACACCCUCAUACCAAGUGCCCCAUGGGUGGUGCUGGAUCAUUAUUUCUGAGCCCCCACUCCAAUCCAGAGAAGAACUUGCCCCCCGACCCCACUAGAUGACCAGCAGCAUGGCCGGUGGGGGGGCUCAGAGUCUCUGCGGGUGGGAAUCCGGGUGAUCUUGGGGAGGGUGUGGGGGUCUUCAGAUCAGGGACACUGCUGAUGAGCCGUCUUUCACGGGCCCCUCCCAUUGGGUUCCUUGCUGCACACCCUGGAAGCUGGGCCUCAACUCCCUGGCCUCAACUCCUGUCCUUUGUCCUGAAAGACGCUCUCCAGGGCCGGGCACACGGGAGAGGCCUCGGCUGUCUUCUGUCUCCAGGCUGAGCAUCCACUGUCUGUCCUGCUUUCACGGUGCCGUUGCAGCUUGCGCUGAGCUUGCCCAGUUGGAGAUGACUGGGCAUCCCUGCCCCCGCCUUCCAUCACCCUGUCUCGGUCCCCACC